This is a messenger RNA of Caenorhabditis angaria, 543 nucleotides long. NCBI's taxonomy places the organism in Eukaryota, Metazoa, Nematoda, Chromadorea, Rhabditida, Rhabditidae. The record is from the annotation of a GenBank genome assembly.
AUGCCAGAAUCUCUUCAAAAAUUCCGAAUCAAAGAUGCUCCUCCAUCAAUUUUUUACAUUCCAAAUUGGAUUGAUGAAGAAGAAGCCAGGUUUGCCUCGAACUAUUUCGAAACAUAAUUACAUAAAACAAUUUUCAGCCUUUAUCAAAGUUGCAUCGAAAAUGCUCCACAACCAAAAUGGACAGUUUUAGCGAAUCGGCGGCUUCAAAAUUAUGGAGGAGUUGUUGGAAAAAGUGCGCUGAUUCCUAAUGAUGAUUUUCCAGUGGUAUGUGAGAUGUUGAGAAUUAUUAUUCUCGAAAAUUAUAGUAUACUCAAAAAAAAAUUUUAGGAGCUCAAAUAUUUGAUGAAAAAAAUCGAUGACUUGCAAAUAUUCCCAAAUCCGGUGAAUCAUGUUUUGGUGAAUGAAUAUAAACCGGGACAAGGAAUUAUGCCACAUACAGAUGGACCGGCUUUUCAUCGAGUUGUGACUACAGUAACCAUUGGGUCUCACACCGUUUUGGAUAUUUAUGCACCAGUUGAUAAAGAGGUUAGUUUAUUUUUUUAG